Messenger RNA from Gigantopelta aegis, 1198 nucleotides. RefSeq names its product mucin-2-like. Lineage: Eukaryota; Metazoa; Mollusca; Gastropoda; Neomphalida; Peltospiridae. The record is from RefSeq and is a predicted model, not a curated record. The transcript has a single exon. Bases 13 to 1056 code for a protein of 347 amino acids.
AGCACUGUUACCAUGAAAGCAACCCCAGCCACUACAACUAUUGACAACAUUGUUACUAUGACACCAACCCAAGCCACUACUACUGUUGACAGCACUGUUACCAUGAAACCAACCCCAGCCACUACAACUGUUGACAACACUGUUACCAUGACACCAACCCCAGCCACUACAAUUGUUGACAGCAUUGUUACCAUGACACCAACCCCAGCCACUACAACUGUUGACAUCACUGUUACCAUGACACCAACCCCAGUCACUACAACUGUUGACAGCAUUGUUACCAUGACACCAACCCCAACUACUACAACUGUUGACAGCACUGUUACCAUGACACCAACCCCAGCCACUACAACUGUUGACAACACUUUUACCAUGACACCAGCCACUACAACUGUUGACAGCACUGUUACCAUUAUACCAACCUCAGCCACUACAACUGUUUACAGCACUGUUACCAUGACACCAACCCCAGCCACUACAAUUGUUGACAACACUUUUACCAUGACACCAGCCACUACAACAGUUGACAGCACUGUUACCAUUAUACCAACCUCAGCCACUACAACUGUUUACAACACUGUUACCGUGACACCAGCCACUAUAACUGUUGACAGCACUGUUACCAUUAUACCAACCCCAGCCACUACAACUGUUUACAGCACUGUUAUCAUGACACCAAACCCAGUCAUCGCAAGUGAAGUGAACGCAAUUGACGUAACCACAACCCCAGUCUCUACAAUUACUGUUUCUCCGAAUAUGACAUCAUCUGUCAAUCAAACAAAUAACGCGCAUGACGUUUUCUGCACCUCGGUCUCAAGUGUCAAUCUUUCACAGGCGGAACUGGCCGACAUUCUUCAACGAAUCGUCAACAAGUUAAUAUUGGACACGAAGAAGCUAUCUGCGACGAUACGGAAAAAAACGAGUGCACCCGACCAUCGCCGAUCAUCGACAUCGAUCGGUUACGUGGCCGGUGUAUUCAUUAGUUUGCCAUUCCUACUUCUGGUGAUUGCCGAUGUACCGGCGAUUGUCCGUGACAUCAGAAACAUAUUUCAGUAGAAACUCAGAUGACCACAGAUCACAAUUAUCUAAAGUUAAAGUUUGUUUUGUUAAACGACACCACUAGAGCACAUACUAUUUAUUAAUAAUCGGCUAUUGGAUUUCAAACAUUUGGCAAUUUUGACUAUAUUUUUCAUUAGUA